This is a messenger RNA of Fonsecaea multimorphosa CBS 102226, 1344 nucleotides long. RefSeq lists its product as uncharacterized. The transcript has 2 exons. Gene Ontology annotation, molecular function: oxidoreductase activity. The coding region runs from base 1 to 1344 and encodes 447 amino acids. NCBI's taxonomy places the organism in Eukaryota, Fungi, Ascomycota, Eurotiomycetes, Chaetothyriales, Herpotrichiellaceae. The record is from RefSeq and is a predicted model, not a curated record.
AUGUUCUCGUCACUUACAUCUUUCUCGCCCUUCGGUCGCGGCUUGGGUCGGAGCUCCACCUCUUCUGUCAAUGCAAUUGCCAUCCCUGCAGUCGAGGUGCACGAUGUGGAAACCUCGACGGACAAGCGAGGGCGGGCGCUCAAGCACCUGUUGAAACUCAACCAUGUCAACUUUUCGAUCCUGUUCAACCAGUUGAGGUUCCACAACCACACGCCUCAUAUCCUCGGCUCCGCGUAUCUCUUCUCGUCGUCCGCUGACCACUUACACGCCAUCUACGAAGACGCCGCGGCGAACGAGGGCCACGAACACUGGGUCGAUUCGCCCUCGGAGAUCGCCCCGCACGACUACCGCGACUAUCUGGGCAAACGCGAGUACCAGCGCGCGUUCGUCGACUUUUUUGAGGAUCAACUGGUGCUCGCCGGCUAUGACUGGAAACGCGUGGUCGAGAAAUUCCUCUUCGAGAGGGGAAACGCGAAAAAGGGUGAGCCGAAUGCCCAGCCGAUUUUCAACUGUUUGACCGCUGGUCUGGGUCAUCCGUUGAUCCAUCUCGGGUAUGCGUAUGAGCUGAAUAGUCGCGAGGUGGCGAUGGAGGCGCUAGGGCUGGCGGCGACGUGCUAUGAUGAGAAACUCGCAAUAUUGCUCGAGACGGCAACGUCGGCAUCGACAUCGGCCUCGCAAUCGGCCAACAAGCCACUGACUUACUCGACGAAUAAUCUGUUUGAGGUCUUUGCCCGCAUCCAUGGAGACAGUCGUCUCGAUGGGGUGUUCGAGCACCUCGGCGGGGACAACCUCACGCACUUGCUCAGCGAUCCCGCCCUGACGUCGAUCCUGCUCGAACACUUCCGCGCGUGGCAAAUCGUCGACCCGACCAAGGACUUUGCCCAGUCGCAGGCGCUGGCGACGGCGCUGCUCAUCGCCAGUGGGCCCAGCGUCGGCGGCCACGGGUGGGACUUUUUCCUCGUGCACCUGCUGACCACGUCGCACGCCGUUCGGAUCUUGAUCCCCUUCCUGCCAGAUUCCCAGCACCACGUGCCCCUGGUGAGGGAGUGGCUGCUGAUCAGCCUGGCAAUCUACAUCGCCCAGCUCCGCCCGCUUAUCAAGACCGAGUACAUCACGGAAUUUGACCUGCAGGGCCGCGACUGGGACAACUACGUCACCCGCCAGGCCGUCGAAGGCAAGUCCAAGUUCAGCGCGCACUUCGUCAAGGCGUGUCGCGCCAUGCGUGAGGCCGAACGGGUUUGGGGUGGCCACGCGGACGACGACAAGUACUACCUCAAGGCUGCGGUCAAGUUUGCUAGCGAGUUCGAUGACUGGGGCGGCUUUGGUGCCGAGGAGAUGAAUUGA